AUGGGCUUGGAUGUAUUAUGAUGAUUAUAUACAAUCUGAUCCUAAUGAAGAAUGGAAAGAAAUAGAAUUUGAUUCGCAAAAAAUUCAAGUAUCCUCUUUAGGUAGAGUCAAAUUAUUAAAUGGUAUAAUUACACAAGGCUCAUUAAGUGGAAGGUAUUUUCGGGUCAGUAGUAGAUAUCAAAAAUAUAUAGUUCAUCGUUUAGUAGCAACGGUCUUUUGUCUGAAAGAGCAAGGUAAAAAUUAUAUAAACCAUAUUGAUGGAAUCUCCACUAAUAAUAGAGUUUCGAAUCUUGAAUGGUGUACACAAAAAGAAAAUAUGCAACAUGCUGUAUGUCUUGAACUUUGGAAUGGUUACAAACGUACAGUUAAGCAAAUUUCUGAUAAUGGAAUUACUCAAGAAUUUCUUUCAUUAAAAGAGGCAGAGCAUAUAACUGGAAUCAAAAGUCAAAAUAUUGGUGCAGUAUGUCAAGGUAUUAGAUCUCAAGCUGGAGGGUAUCGUUGGGAAUAUACAAUACACAAUAAAGAUUGA
Molecule: messenger RNA, 529 nt
Organism: Dentiscutata erythropus
Lineage: Eukaryota; Fungi; Glomeromycota; Glomeromycetes; Diversisporales; Gigasporaceae
Source: the annotation of a GenBank genome assembly